AUGCCCACGAUGAUCAAAAAAGAUGAUAAAACAAUGGACCCCCCUAAUGAAAAGCCACAUAAGAAGAUCGAGAGGGAUGAUAUCCCAGAGUCUUCCAACCAUAUCCCCCCUCCAGAAGCUAGUGUGUUAAGGGGUGGUAAGAUUAAUUCAAAAACCAGAGCCAUGAAGGCUGUUACAAGUAUCAUAGUAAACACCGAUGAGAAGCCCCAAAAGUCGAGCAAUAAAGUCGAUGGAGCCGAAAAGCCGGAGACAGGGCAUUGGAGCAGUAACAUAGGCAAAUUUGAGUACAUUUUUUACAAGUUUUUGCUUGUGAUGCUAUACAUCUGUUUUGGGUUGUUCCGAUACGGCCAAUACCAAUAUAAUAAGAUGAAAUUAAGGAUCUUCAGUAUUAUCUACAAUCAUGCGUACACGCCGCAAUUGAUUAGACAGGACGUUGUGUCUUUGAAAAAAAUUCCUAAAAGGUUAGCUGCCAUCUUGGAAAUCAAGCCCGUUGGUGAUGUUGGUGGUGGUGUUACAGGUUUAUUAAAUGAUGCGAGUGAAAUUGUUUGUUGGACCGUAUCAGCCGGCAUAAAACAUUUGGUAUUAUAUGACUAUGACGGAUUAUUACAAAGAAAUGUUCCAGAAUUGAGGAAGGAGAUUCACUCGAACUUAGCUAAAUACUUUGGACCAUCUCAUGUCCCAAACUAUGCUGUUAAAAUACCUCACUCCAACAAGACAUUUUAUAACUUGGAUGGAAUUGAAUCCGAAACUGACAGUGGUGAGGUAGUAAACGGCAACGAUGAAGGAAGCGGAAUCGCUAUUGAAGUGUCUUUGCUGUCCAACAGAGAUGGUAGAGAGACGAUUGUUGAUUUAACCAAGACCAUGGCUGAGUUAUGCUCGGUCAACGAAUUAAGCGUUUCUGACAUUACCAUGGACUUAGUUGACUCGGAGCUAAAACAGCUAGUGGGACCUGAACCAGAUUUAUUGUUGUAUUUUGGGCCUUCGUUGGAUCUACAAGGGUUCCCACCUUGGCAUAUCAGAUUAACCGAAUUUUAUUGGGAAAAGGAUAACAACGAGGUCAUAUACUCCGUUUUCAUUCGCGGGUUAAGACAGUACGCAGGGUGUAAAGUGAACGUUGGCAAAUGA
This is a messenger RNA of Saccharomyces eubayanus, 1125 nucleotides long. RefSeq names its product ditrans,polycis-polyprenyl diphosphate synthase (gene NUS1). Gene Ontology annotation, molecular function: ditrans,polycis-polyprenyl diphosphate synthase [(2E,6E)-farnesyl diphosphate specific] activity. Gene Ontology annotation, cellular component: endoplasmic reticulum membrane; dehydrodolichyl diphosphate synthase complex. The record is from RefSeq and is a predicted model, not a curated record. The coding region runs from base 1 to 1125 and encodes 374 amino acids. The transcript has a single exon. Lineage: Eukaryota; Fungi; Ascomycota; Saccharomycetes; Saccharomycetales; Saccharomycetaceae.